AUGGUUCUUGAAGAUCUCAGUGCCGAUGGGUUCGAUAUCGAGGAUCAAGGAGACGAUGAACUUCGUUGCAUCCGGCUGAUCGAUGCGCAUAUCGUGGGCGACUUCGUACAAGACAGCGAUUUCGUACAAGUCGUGCGCCAGGACAUCAUCAGCUGCUACCUCAACGCCUCAGACGUCUCUCGCCAAAAUCUCAUCGAUCGUGUAUACCAUGACACACCUGGUUUCUCGGGUCUUCGAAGGAUGUUUAUCGACCUACAUAUCGCCACGCACAAAAACAUAUUCCACAACACGUUUAAGAUAAAGCGAGAUCUCCCGCGGAACAUCAUUCAGGAGGACAUUCUCUUGAGUAUAUUGGAUAAGACGAAAGCUCGCAAUAACAAACAAGUCUGGGACAUCAUGAGAACUGCUGGUCAUAUCGAACAGGACGACGAAAAUGUUGACGAAGGUGAUGAUACUGGAGACGAGAGCCUGGAGGAUUGA
Molecule: messenger RNA, 480 nt
Organism: Alternaria incomplexa
Lineage: Eukaryota; Fungi; Ascomycota; Dothideomycetes; Pleosporales; Pleosporaceae
Exons: 2
Coding region: 1-480 (159 amino acids)
Source: RefSeq, a predicted model, not a curated record